Messenger RNA from Gregarina niphandrodes, 822 nucleotides. RefSeq lists its product as hypothetical. NCBI's taxonomy places the organism in Eukaryota, Apicomplexa, Conoidasida, Eugregarinorida, Gregarinidae. The coding region runs from base 1 to 822 and encodes 273 amino acids. The record is from RefSeq and is a predicted model, not a curated record. The transcript has a single exon.
AUGAAGUGCAGCCUGCCGGACCAUGGCAGACGAGACGGAUGCAUGGCUGCGUUGGCUGAGGUGAUAUGGCCGGUGUGCGUGGAUGGGUACUGGAUCAACGGGGUGGACGUGUGCGAUUUGUUAUCGGAGCGUACAUCUCCGACUCGGGCGGCGUUGGUUAGUGCUUUGGGCUUGCUGAAGAGUUUGCCGGACACGGCCUUAGUGUUGUGUGCGACGGAGUUGGAAACCGAUCGGCGGGACCGUGCCUUCGUGACCCGGGCUUGGGCGCAGUUGCUGGAUGAAAGUCCGUUGUUGGAGACGUGUUUGCUCGUCUCCGUGGCGGACUUUUUACGACAGGAAGCGUUGACAGCAGACCACCGUCUGACCUCCCGCAAACCUCGCCAACGCGCCGCCUUCGAACGUGACGUCGCACACUGGGUACGCAGAUUCGGCUCCGUCGUUCACGCAGCCCGAGCCACUCCCGGUGCCACGGCCCUCCGAGUGCCUCAAUGCCUCAAGAACCGUCUAGAUGACCUCUCUCCGGACAAGCCGGCCGACCGGUCCAAGCUCCAGCGUUGGACACGAAAAAAGCGACAAAAGGUCAUAGGCGAAGAGGAAAAGGCCGAACCUAAAAACCUCGAGGACUUGACUGCCAGGUACUGGAAACGUGUUCUCAUCAACGACUGUGGCCAUUUCGUACAACUUCCCACUGCAGCGACACCGCAACGCGCAACCUACGCCGUUUCACGACGCCGAGUAGCCACUCACAUCGCUGAUGACCACCACGACGACACACACACUCACCUUUUAUCUGCCGAACGACUCUUCUGGAAUGGAGAGUAA